Molecule: messenger RNA, 920 nt
Organism: Musca domestica (house fly)
Lineage: Eukaryota; Metazoa; Arthropoda; Insecta; Diptera; Muscidae
Product: ataxin-8-like
Exons: 2
Coding region: 73-510 (145 amino acids)
Source: RefSeq, a predicted model, not a curated record
UAUUUCAAAAUAAUUUGAAAAAAAAAAAACAAAAAAUUCUCUACGAAACCUGUUCUCACCACACCAACCACGAUGACAACGAAUAUUGCCUUGGUUCUGGUCAUUGGCUUUUGUUGGCUGGCCAUUUGCGUUGAUAUGGUGCCUCUGAGUGCAGCGCAGCAACAGCAGCAGCUGCAAUUACAAAUGCAACAACAGCAUCAACAAUCGCCACAUCAAAACAACUACAAACAACAGCUACAAUAUCAGAUGCAACAGAAGGACAAAUUCCAAUAUCAGCAGCAUAUGAAACAACAACAACAAUACUAUCAGCAACACUACCAACAACAGCAGCACUUGGAUAUACAAAAUCAGCAGCAGGUAAAACAUCAGCAGCAGUUACAUGAAAUACCCUCACCAACGGCCAUGGAUUUAAUAGCCGAUCAGCAACAACAACGAGAGCAGUUACAACAGCAAAAGCAACAGCAGUCGUACUUCUCAGUUCGACCCACACAGAUUCAACUUCUCCGCUGAUCAUUAUCCACGAAGUGGAAAGGUGAAAGAAGUUCACAAAAUGCCUUUCUGAUCUUGUUAAACCACCAUAUCUGCCAAGGACACAUUUGUCUCAAUUUCACAGUCCUCAUCGAUGUUGGUGGCAUACAAAUCAAAAAGAAACGUCCAUCUCUUGGAUUCCUCUGAAAAUGGCGUCCAACAUCAUGAAGGUCCCAAAUUCGUGAAUGAUGACUUUACAGAGAACGGGCGCUAAUCCGUUGACUAUAUUAGACUCCAUAAUGGUGUCAAACAUAUGCAUUUUAAGGAGGUUCACAUGACAUCGUAACGAGUAAGGUUGUUGACUGCCUUUUGGUUGUGAUCUUGGCUAUGAAGGAUGUCUUCUGUGGCUUUUCGUCCUAUGCUGCAAUGAGAGAGAAGAAAACCUUAUUUUA